AUGGGUGAGGACGGAGGCGCCAAACUGCGGCUGAAGGGCAGGAGCGCCGGGAACAGCCCCGGGAACAGGACAUUGACUGACAGAUGGCCCAAGUUUGAAAAAGAAGGAUUAAAUGAGUGUGAACAAACAUGGGUGUUGUUACUGGAAGGCAUCAGUCAGGACACAGACUGGGACACAGUGCCCAGUUUUCCAGAGUUCUUGGAAAAGGAGUCUCCUCGUGGGAGCAAACCUGGGCCUGAGAGCUGUGAGAAGGUGGAAAACCAGAGCGAAGGAUCUUCAGCCCUUGAGAGCUGCCCCAUGUGUCAGGUGCAGUUCAGUGGAAGACUCUCUCAGCUGGACAUCGAUGCUCACCUUGCCAAGUGCCUGUCUGAAAGUGCAGGUGAUGUCAUGUGGUGA
This is a messenger RNA of Acanthisitta chloris (rifleman), 396 nucleotides long. RefSeq names its product chromosome unknown open reading frame, human C1orf86 (gene FAAP20). Bases 1 to 396 code for a protein of 131 amino acids. Gene Ontology annotation, molecular function: ubiquitin binding. Lineage: Eukaryota; Metazoa; Chordata; Aves; Passeriformes; Acanthisittidae. The record is from RefSeq and is a predicted model, not a curated record. The transcript has 4 exons.